CCCUCGCUCGCGCCUGCGCUGAGUCGCAGUCAGUUUGGCUUUGGGUUCCGAAGGGAGUGGGGCUCUGAAGGGCCAGCGGCGCGCGGCGGCCGCCCCGAGGCCGGGCAGCGGGGCCUCCGCCAUGCCGGGGAUGGUGCUGUUCGGUCGGCGCUGGGCCAUCGCCAGCGACGACCUGGUCUUCCCGGGGUUCUUCGAGCUGUCCCUGAGAGUGGUGUGGUGGAUUGGCAUUUUGACUUUGUAUCUCAUGCACAGAGGGAAGCUGGACUGUGCAGGUGGAGUUCUGCUCAGCAGUUACUUGAUCGUUCUUAUCGUUCUCUUGGCAGUUAUUAUAUGUACAGUGUCUGCCAUCGUGUGUGUCAGCAUGAAAGGAACCAUCUGCAAUCCUGGGCCACGGAAAUCUAUGUCCAAACUGCUUUACAUCCGCCUAGCGCUCUUUCUGCCGGAAAUGGUCUGGGCUUCUCUGGGGGCUGCCUGGAUAGCAGACGACGUUCAGUGUGACAAGACGGUGGUGAACGGUAUCAUUGCCACCGUUGUCAUCAGCUGGAUCAUCAUCAUUUCCACUGUGGUCACCAUCAUCGUUGUGUUUGACCCCCUUGGGGGGAAAAUGGCUCCCUAUCCCUCUGCUGGCCCCAAUCACUUGGACAGUCAUGAGUCGAGCCAGCUAUUCAGUGGCCUCAAGACAGCAGCUACCAGCGUGUGGGAAACCAGAAUCAAGUUCCUGUGCUGUUGCGUUGGGAAUGACGACCAUACUCGAGUUGCUUUUUCGAGUACGGCAGAGCUUUUCUCAACCUACUUUUCAGACACCGAUCUGGUGCCCAGCGACAUUGCAGCAGGCCUCACUCUUCUCCAUCAGCAACAAGACAAUAUUAGGAACGGCCAGGAGCCUGAUGAGGUGAUCAGCCAUUCCCCAGGGCCCCCCCAGGAAGCUGAUUUGGACGCAGAGUUAGCAAAUUGUCACCAUUACAUGCAGUUUGCAGCAGCGGCCUAUGGAUGGCCCCUCUACAUCUAUCGGAACCCCUUCACAGGGCUCUGCAAGAUUGGUGGGGACUGUUGUAGAAACAGGACAACAGAAUAUGACUUGGUUGGAGGUGAUCAGCUCCACUGUCAUUUUGGCUCCAUCCUGCAUACGACAGGACUGCAGUACAGGGACUUCAUUCACAUAAGCUUUCAUGACAAGGUCUAUGAGCUCCCCUUCUUAGUGGCCCUGGACCAUAGGAAAGAAUCUGUUGUGGUAGCUGUGAGAGGUACCAUGUCUCUCCAGGACAUCCUCACGGACCUGUCAGCGGAGAGUGAGACCCUCAGCUUAGAAUGUGGGGUGCAAGACUGUUCGGCACACAAGGGGAUUUCUCAAGCUGCCAGAUAUGUUUACCAGCGCCUCGUCAACGAUGGGAUUUUGAGCCAAGCAUUCAGCAUCGCUCCCGAGUAUCAGCUCGUGGUGGUGGGGCACAGCCUGGGGGCGGGCGCCGCAGCCGUGUUGGCCAUCAUGCUCCGGAACUCAUACCCGCAGGUCCGGUGUUACGCCUUCUCCCCACCCAGGGGGCUACUGAGCAAAUCCCUUUAUGAAUACUCUAAGAAUUUCAUCGUGUCACUUGUCCUAGGCAAGGAUGUCAUUCCCAGGUUAAGUGUGACUAACCUGGAAGAUUUGAAGAAGAGAAUCUUGCGAGUGAUUGCUCACUGUAACAAGCCCAAGUACAAGAUCCUGCUGCACGGGUGUUGGUAUGAGCUGUUCGGAGGAAGCCCUGAUAACUCUCCCACGGAGCUGGAUGGGGGCACCCAGGGGGACCUGACACAGCCGCUUCUGGGGGAGCAGAGCCUGCUAACACAUGGGUCCCCGACAUACAGCUUCUCCAGCGACUCCCCCUUGGAGUCCCCCACCAAGUACCCACCCCUCUACCCUCCCGGCAGGAUCAUCCACCUGGAGGAAGAAGGCACUUCGGGGAGGUUUUGCCGUGCUGCUGCUCAGUACUGUGCGAGGUGGUCCCAUGAAUCACAGUUCAGCAAAAUACUCAUCGGCCCAAAGAUGUUAACAGACCACAUGCCUGACGUCCUGAUGAAGGCCUUGGACAGCGUGGUAGCCGACAGGGCUGCAUUUGUUCUCUGUCCAGCCGGAGGCAGCUCGAACGUGGAUGUGGUGUAACUGGGGCUAAUGCCACCUGCUCCGGGAUGACUCACUUUUGUUCUUACAUGGACAAAAUCAGAGUGAUUCCAUGAUGCCAGUACCUUGGAUGUCCAUUGGUAGGAAUCUGGUGGGUACUAAAUUCGAUGGUUUUCUAAAUCACUGAAUAACUUGGGAAGUGACUUUGAUCCAAGUAUUAGCAGGAUCAGUUAUCAGGAGAGAGGACUGAGAUGAUGGGACUCAAUCUGAAGCUUCAGGGCAACUCCCUUGGUGAUCUGAGAACUGUCCCAGGAAAGGGUGGGAACCCAAGGCCAGGUUUAAGACCCGGAUGGAUCUGUAGAUUCCCACCCCUUAGGCCACCUUUUUGCUGACAGGUUCUUACCAUUGUUUAGAGGAGACCUGCAUGCAGAUCUGCAGUUUAUUUUGCAAACUGGAUUUUCCUGGCUGCACCAACUCAGUACUCCAUUGUCAGGGCACAGAUGGGUUUCUCCUGGGUGGCCUGAAGGGCUGGCUCCGAGGCUGGGCUAGGAAUGGGACCACUGCCCCCAAGCACUCCAGUCUCAAUUUCAAGCUGUUUCAUUUUCACAAAAUAUUCUGGCUUUUGGAGAUCAGCCAGUGGACUCGGAGUGAAUAAAGCACUUACACGUGUCAUUACUGUGAUGUAUUUAUCUAUUGGAUAUUUCCAGGAAGGUUUUACCAGCAAUCCUGUUGUAAAAGUUUUGUCCAUUGUGAACAAAAAUGAAGCCUUAGGCUUUUUUGGAGCUUUGGCCUAAAGGUUGAAGAUCACACAGGCAUCUGAUUUAACCCCACCAAAGUGCUAGAAAAUGACAGUAAACAGAUCUCUUUAAAAAGCAUAAACCCACACGGAUGGGGAAAGAAGAGAAGGAACAAUUGGUUGGCUAGAGAUAAAAUCCUAAGUGGAGGAGGAAAAACCAGAACUACCCUGGUUUAGGAUUCUGAUCCCCUCUCCCCUGUGCACAGCAGGGAACCAGUGAAAGUGAGGCUGCUUAUUUGAAAGCUGGAAGUUUGGCCCUUGGGUUUGUUCUGGGGGGGAAGAGCCCUAGACAGCAGUGCAGUGGGGGGCGGGGGGAACAACACACUCCUCAGCUUCUUCUACUUAGGUGUCUUAACUGCCACAGGUUUUGUGUCUAAACACAAUUCCUGUACGUUCCUAGUGGCAGAAAGCUAAGAGAUUUUGGACACCUGUUGCUACCACCUAUGGUGCCUGGUUUCCAGUCUGCCCCCUUCCCUUUAUUUUUUUAAUUUUUUUAAAGAUUUUAUUUUUAUGUAUUCAUGAGAGACACAGAGAGAGGCAGAGACGCAGAGGGAGAAGUAGGCUCCAUGCAAGGAGCCUGACGUGGGACUCAAUCCCAGGACUCCAAGAUCAUGCCCUGAGCCGAAGGCUCAACCGCUGAGCCACCCAGGCAUCCCUUCCCUUUAAGAUUUAUUUUAGAUUGAGUGAGCAUGGGGAGGAGGUAGGAGGGGAGAAAGAAUUUCAGACCACACUGAGUGUAGGGAGCCCAUUGCAGGGGUCAAUUCUCAGACCCUGAGAGAUCAUGACCUGAGCCAAAACUGAAUCAGACGUUCAACCAGUUGUACCUCCAGGUGCCCCCCCAGUCUGCUUUCAUAGCCUCACAACUUCUAAGCAUGGGCCCGGGUCUACCGGGCACAGAAAAACAAGGGACCAGGAGUAGCAAUCCCAGCUACAGCGUGGGAACAGAGAAAGCAUUGCAACCACAAAACAGGUCCCGAGGCUGGAACACGACGGAGGAUAACCCCUGAAGGUGAAAAGCAUGAGCACUGGACUCCAGGGCAGCUGGGCAACAGCGCCCCAGCCGACAGAACCCACAAGCAAAAAGGCUCAGAGAAGCCCAGGCUGUGCAAGACGGGAAGAAAUCUCACAGAGCUUAUCAACAUAAGUUCACUCCACACAACAGAAAUGGCCAAGGAAGACCCGAGGGAGCGGCCUUCAAAACGGAAAGGAAACCAUUUCCACUCCAGCACUUCGGACCAGCCAGGAAGGAUCAAGGGAGAAGGAAGUUGUUUUCAAAGACACAAGGCUGAGAAACCCAUUUCCCACACACUUACUUCUUUCUCAGGAAACUCUUGGAGGUGUUCAAGAUAAAGCAAAUUAAAAAGGAGUUGGCGGCAUGUAGCUGGCUCAGUCAUUUGCGCGUGGGCUCCUGAUGCUGGAAUUGGGAGUGAGGCCCACAGUGGCCCAGGGGAUACGAAGAUCAGCACAUCAGGGAACAGUGGCCCAAGGAUUCUGAGACUUUUAGGAAAAUGAAAUUUGUGAAACAAAAUAAAUCUACACGUUUGAGAUUUAGAUCACAGAUGGAAGUUCACUUACUAGAUCAUUAAGCAAAAUCGAAAUUAAGCAAAGUACCAGUUAUUCCUAAAAAAAAAGCAGUUGUGCAGCCAAGUUUUGUUCCUCCACAGCUCAGCAAGGAAUAUUCACAUGGAUACUCAAUAGUGACCACCAACCAAAAUAAUUCUGUUUAGGGAAGGGAGUGGGGGGAGUUGCCACUCCAGGAGUAUCUGUGGUAGCAGCUGAAACUGAAAAUGCAACCAGCCAUAAAGUGACUUAGCCUGACCCCCAGGGCCCGGGGCGGGGGGGCUGGAGACUGAAGCAAAUAAAUUGCCUGUGAUUUAA
Molecule: messenger RNA, 4769 nt
Organism: Canis lupus familiaris (dog)
Lineage: Eukaryota; Metazoa; Chordata; Mammalia; Carnivora; Canidae
Gene: DAGLB
Product: diacylglycerol lipase beta
Exons: 15
Coding region: 122-2137 (671 amino acids)
Biological process (GO): lipid metabolic process
Source: RefSeq, a predicted model, not a curated record